Messenger RNA from Callithrix jacchus (white-tufted-ear marmoset), 4474 nucleotides. It is a transcript of the gene SNX18, whose product is annotated as sorting nexin 18. Gene Ontology annotation, biological process: plasma membrane tubulation; endocytosis; mitotic cell cycle. The record is from RefSeq and is a predicted model, not a curated record. NCBI's taxonomy places the organism in Eukaryota, Metazoa, Chordata, Mammalia, Primates, Cebidae. Gene Ontology annotation, molecular function: protein binding; phosphatidylinositol binding. Gene Ontology annotation, cellular component: cytoplasmic vesicle; plasma membrane.
CCCCGACUGGCGGCGGCGGCGGCCCAGCGCGGCAGUCGGCGCUGCGAAGCGGAGGUGCUGCGAGCGGAGCCGCGCGGAGGGCGCGACUGGCGGGUUCGGGCAGCGCGGGUGCGCCGCCUCCCGAGCCCCGGUCCGCGCGCCAGGGCUCGAGCAGCACCGCGGGCCCCUUAGGCGAGCCUCGGCUCGGGGCGCCGGGACCAUGGCGCUGCGCGCCCGGGCGCUGUACGACUUCAGGUCGGAGAAUCCAGGCGAGAUAUCGCUGCGGGAGCACGAGGUGCUGAGCCUGUGCAGCGAGCAGGACAUCGAGGGCUGGCUGGAGGGGGUCAACAGCCGCGGCGACCGCGGCCUCUUCCCCGCCUCCUACGUGCAGGUGAUCCGUGCCCCCGAGCCCGGCCCGGCGGGAGACUGCGGCCCAGGGGCCCCGGCCCGCUACGCCAAUGUGCCCCCCGGGGGCUUCGAGCCCUUGCCCGCCGCGCCGCCCGCCUCCUUCAAGCCGCCGCCCGACGCCUUCCAGCCGCUGCUGCAGCCACAGCAGGCGCCGCCUCCGAGCACCUUCCAGCCGCCCGGCGCGGGCUUCUCGUAUGGCGGGGGCGCCCUGCAGCCGUCGCCUCAGCAGCUCUACGGCGGCUACCAGGCCAGCCAGGGCAGCGACGAUGACUGGGACGACGAGUGGGACGACAGCUCCACGGUGGCAGACGAGCCGGGCGCGCUGGGCAGCGGCGCAUACCCGGACCUCGACGGCUCCUCCUCGGCGGGCGUGGGCGCAGCCGGCCGCUACCGCCUGUCCACCCGCUCCGACCUGUCCCUCGGUUCCCGCGGCGGCUCGGCGCCCCCGCAGCACCACGCGUCGGGGGCCAAGAGCUCAGCCACCGUGAGCCGCAACCUCAACCGCUUCUCUACCUUCGUCAAGUCCGGCGGGGAGGCCUUCGUGCUGGGGGAGGCGUCAGGCUUCGUGAAGGACGGGGACAAGCUGUGCGUGGUGCUGGGGCCCUACGGCCCCGAGUGGCAGGAGAACCCCUACCCGUUCCAGUGCACCAUCGACGACCCCACCAAGCAGACCAAGUUCAAGGGCAUGAAGAGCUACAUAUCCUACAAGCUGGUGCCCACGCACACGCAGGUGCCUGUGCAUCGGCGCUACAAGCACUUCGACUGGCUGUACGCGCGCCUGGCGGAGAAGUUCCCGGUCAUCUCCGUGCCCCACCUGCCCGAGAAGCAGGCCACCGGCCGCUUCGAGGAGGACUUCAUCUCCAAGCGCAGGAAGGGCCUGAUCUGGUGGAUGAACCACAUGGCCAGCCACCCGGUGCUGGCGCAGUGCGACGUCUUCCAGCACUUCCUGACAUGCCCCAGCAGCACCGACGAGAAAGCCUGGAAGCAGGGCAAGAGGAAGGCUGAGAAGGACGAGAUGGUGGGCGCCAACUUCUUCCUGACCCUCAGCACGCCCCCCGCCGCUGCCCUUGACCUGCAGGAGGUGGAGAGCAAAAUCGACGGCUUCAAGUGCUUCACCAAGAAGAUGGACGACAGCGCGCUGCAGCUCAACCACACGGCCAAUGAGUUUGCGCGCAAGCAGGUGACUGGCUUCAAGAAGGAGUAUCAGAAGGUGGGCCAGUCCUUCCGUGGCCUCAGCCAGGCCUUUGAGCUGGACCAGCAGGCCUUCUCGGUGGGCCUGAACCAGGCCAUCGCCUUCACCGGAGAUGCCUAUGAUGCCAUCGGCGAGCUCUUCGCGGAGCAGCCCAGGCAGGACCUGGACCCCGUCAUGGACUUAUUAGCUCUGUAUCAGGGGCAUCUGGCCAACUUCCCGGACAUCAUCCACGUUCAGAAAGGAGCUCUUACCAAAGUCAAGGAGAGUAGGCGACACGUGGAGGAAGGGAAGAUGGAGGUGCAGAAGGCUGACGGCAUUCAGGAUCGCUGUAACACUAUUUCUUUUGCCACUUUGGCUGAAAUUCAUCACUUCCAUCAAAUACGAGUAAGAGACUUUAAAUCACAGAUGCAGCAUUUCUUACAACAACAAAUAAUAUUUUUCCAAAAAGUGACCCAGAAGUUGGAAGAAGCUCUUCACAAAUAUGAUAGUGUUUAAUGACUGGACAUUGGAUUGUGGACAUUUUUCAGUUCAAGGAUAAUUUCUACAGCAGAAUUAAAACUGGUAUCAAAGAGCUAUUGCCAGCUAUCAGUGGUGGUACAAGGACGGUUUUGUGUUCAACUGAAACCCAGCUGAAUUUAUAAUUAUGUAGGAAAUAAACAGUUAAUAUGGUUAUAUAAUAGAAACAGUACCACAUUGUAACUAAAUUAUACUAUGUAUGCCUACACUACCAUUGUAACUUUUGGAAUAAUGAUUAUACUAUUUGCCUUAUUGCUUUUUGAAGUAUGGGUAUUUUAGUGCAUACUUUGUAGACCUCAAAACCCAUGAAGGGUCUCAAAGAAGCUGGCUGGAUAAAGGCCUGCUGUGGAUGCCUUUUUACUCUCAUAGAUUGGGAUUACCUAAAUUCGACCUAUUCUCUGUUUACAAACUCCAACUAGAGCAGCUAUGCGACUUUGUGCCUUUAGACUCUUGGUUUUUCAUUUCUCCCAGUCCCUCCCUCAUCUUUUUAAAGUAAGUCACAGCUUUUCUGAUUGAAAGAGUGAAAGGCCAGUGCAUAUAAUGAUAAACUGAUGAUAACCUCAUAUUGGCAGUAGGGGAUGGGGGUGGGAGGAUCAGCUGUCAUCAAUUUGCACAGCAAGUAUUAUCUCCUGAUAAGAUGCUCGUGAAUGCAGGGGAGUGAGACUCAUUGCUCAUAUUUGGAUAUGAAAUCUAUUAGGGAAGAAAUGGUGCCACUAUUCCCUUAGAUGCAACAGUAGCAUAGCCUCUUCACCCAGGCGUCCCAAAAGCUUGGCAUGAAGAUUUCAGCAAACAUGUCUUACAACAUGAGAAGGAGGAGUCUAAAUCAGUCAGGGGAUAAAAGUAUCGCAUCAUUGACAACACACACUUGGCUUUAGUUCUUAGGAGGGCUUUGUUUUUGUUUUUCCCUUGAAGAUUUUCUUUUAAUAUUCAGUUUUUUAAAAAAAAAAUGGAUCUACACUGUUAACUGAUUGAGACUCCACUGUGAUUCACUCGUUUACUUAAAACUUUUCAGGGAUGUCUGUAAAUUUCAGUGUUAUAUGUCAUGAAAAAUGAUGUUGAUUGAUUUAAGGAGGGACCAGAAAUAAUUUUUGCUAUUCCAAAUACUGAAGGAAAAAAGAUAAUUGAUUUAUACUGUGUUUUUUUUUUUUUAAAGUAUUCAUAAGCCCCCAGGACAUUUAACCUUAAAAUUUAUUUUAAAUAUAUUCUUUUAUUAUUAUAAGGGAAAUACAGAUGGCUGAUAAAUACCAAAAAAAAUUGAAAAGCAGCUUAAUGUAAAAAGCACAAAGAGAUUCUGGCUUGCGGUGCCACAAUCUCAAUGUUUUUAUAGUUGCUGAGUUAACUAAUGUGAUUAUUGAGUGUAUACAGAUUUAAAACUGUCACUGUUAAAGUAUCUACUGUUUUUAUGAAGUCAAACUUAUGCUGCCUCAGAAGUCCCUGGGUACUGAGACAACAGUAACAUGGAAAUGAAGAGGCCACUUUGAAAUAUUGGUGAGUCACAAAGAUUAAAGAGAAGGAUCAGUUUGCAGAACUCAUAAAAAAGGGUUACUGAAAUAAUACUCAACAGCACAUUUAUUCUCUAAAAAGUAGUUUCAUAUGGGUUGAAUUCUUAAGAUCAGAUUAUCAUAAUUUUGGUAUUUGGUCAAAAUUUUGUACCUUUUAUUACUUAGAGCCAGAUUUAACAUCAUGAACAUUAUGUGGCUUUGUCUUUACUACAGAUAUGUGGAACUGUAACCAAAUAUAUUGUUUUCUAAAACCUGUUGGUUGCAAAAUACAGUUCUAUAAACAAAACCCAUAUGUAUAUAUAAAUGCUAAUUUUGCAGAAGUUUGGAAAUUAUAACUGUAGCAUUUAAGUUUGAGUCUGUAUUGGACAAAUAAGCACCAUGCUUUUCAAAUGAUUUAAAAAUUACUUUUAUUUGCCUCUUUAUUUUGAUGGUGGUUUGAUUUUUUUUUUAAUAGUAAAAUUACUAAACUUGUGCAAUGGUAGGAUGGAAAUUAUCUGAGGUAUAUUGUAUGAUUGUACUUUAGCCAGGGUGGACAUAGCUUAAAUUAUAAAAACUAAAGAUGAAAGUACAAGGAAGUAUAAGUAUAAAUUGAUGCUGCCUACUUCUAAGAGAACUUUCAUUCUUCAUAACCACAUAACAUUAUAAUGCCACUGAUUCAUAAGGGAUUUAAAUUAAUUCUGUGGGGGAGGACACUAGAAUUACUAGUGUUCAUUUUCAUCUAAGAUCUUUAUUCUCUAACGUUCUUGGUCCUAUUGAAACAUUGCAGUAUGCAAAAAUACUGCAAUGUUAAACCCAAGAGAAAAGCCAUUAUCAUGUGUAUGCUGGUCAUCAUGAUCAGUGUGGUACAAUUUUUUAAAAUAAACUAUCAUGCCCUUCA